CACUGUACACACGUUUAGACUGUACUCCGUAGACAGCAGACGUACCAUCCUCACGAACCACAGCCAGGAUAUACUGACAAAGGAUCUCACGAUGCGCAUCAAGAACCUCCUCGCCAUCCUCGGCUCAACAGCCCUCGCCGCCGCCGCCUCCGCACCAGCCGUAACACCCUUCCUCACACAGCCAGGAACCCAACCAACAACCCUCGUCCCACAACCAUCCUCCUCCGCCGCCCCAGCAGUCCCAGCACCACCAGCAUCCUCCCCAGGAUCUUCUUCUUCCUCCUCCUCAUUAGCACCACCAAACUCUUCCUCCUAUUCCACCGCAGUAGCAUCAGCCUCCCUCUCAACAGUAACAUCCCGCCCCGCCGCUACCAAAACAAUCUCUCUCGCCCCCUCAAAGACAAACAUCUACCAAGAGUGCGGCGGCCUCCGCCCGACGCCCAAUCCCUGCCCCGCCAGCUUCGAGUGCAUCGACGACCCCUUCCGCAAGGGCUGCGGCCUGGCCUGCGAUCAGCCGGGCAUCUGCGUCGUGCCCAUCAUGUGCGGCGGCAUCGCGGCCAUCAAGUGCCCCGCCGGCAAGUGGUGCGUCGAUGAUCCGCGGGAUGACUGUCACCCGCUUCAAGGGGGUGCCGACUGUGCUGGGCUUUGUGUUUGAGUCUGAAGGGGGGGGGUCAUGGGUGGAUGGAGAGGCGGCGGGGAGAAGAGAGACGGGAUACUUAAUACUGGGGGGAGCCGAAUUGGCACCUGAAUAGGCGUUAUUGGGAGAACUGCUCCGAGUCAUAAUUCACACACAUCUUACUCACCAAUGUCCGUCUCCAGAGGUCCUCAUAAAGCAAAGGUUUCCAUGGGAAGGCUCGGUGAGUC
This is a messenger RNA of Colletotrichum godetiae, 864 nucleotides long. RefSeq lists its product as uncharacterized. Lineage: Eukaryota; Fungi; Ascomycota; Sordariomycetes; Glomerellales; Glomerellaceae. The record is from RefSeq and is a predicted model, not a curated record. The transcript has 2 exons. The coding region runs from base 92 to 655 and encodes 187 amino acids.